AUGUCAACCGGAAUUCAGCACAUCUACGGUACUAUCACUGAAUCAGAAAAUGUCUUACGGGCGCGCAAGCGUAUGGCGCUUUUCCCCCGUGGAUCUGAAGUUCUCUUCCCGACAGAAGAGUACUGGGUGCCUGUUGUGCGCGUGAACGGUAAUGUUUGUGUUUUACCAGGUAUCCCUAGCAUUUUUGAAGCACUACUCAAAGGCUUGCCACCAUAUCUACGCCUCGACCCAGAUAUGCCCAAACCUAUCCGUCGUCUCAUCCAUACUAAUCUUCCUGAGAGUAUGAUCAGUCCCGUACGUGAGCAAGCUGGCGUUCAUAUCUCUCUGGUCGGCUACGAUCAUAUGCUUAUUGACAAGUAUACACAAAUGGUUGUCGAAGAGAUUGGUGGACAACCUGUGGACGUCUAG
Malassezia sympodialis ATCC 42132 is the source of this 408-nucleotide messenger RNA. RefSeq lists its product as uncharacterized. NCBI's taxonomy places the organism in Eukaryota, Fungi, Basidiomycota, Malasseziomycetes, Malasseziales, Malasseziaceae. The record is from RefSeq and is a predicted model, not a curated record. The transcript has 2 exons. The coding region runs from base 1 to 408 and encodes 135 amino acids.